AUGGCCAUUCUGAUUAAGUCAUCAGAUAAGCAGCGAGCCCUAGAAGAAACCAAAGCUUACACCACCCAAUCCUUAGCAAGUGUUGCAUAUCUGAUAAACACCUUGGCCAACAAUGUCCUACAAAUGCUGGAUAUCCAGGCAUCCCAGUUACGGAGGAUGGAAUCUUCAAUCAACCAUAUUUCACAAACAGUUGAUAUUCAUAAAGAGAAAGUUGCAAGAAGAGAAAUUGGUAUUUUGACUACUAAUAAAAACACUUCAAGAACCCACAAGAUUAUUGCACCAGCCAACCUUGAGCGACCAGUUCGUUAUAUUCGAAAACCUAUUGACUACACAAUUUUAGAUGACAUUGGACAUGGAGUAAAGGUGAGUACCCAGAAUAUGAAGAUUGGUGGCCUCCCACGUACAACACCUCCAACCCAGAAGCCCCCAAGUCCCCCUAUGUCAGGAAAGGGGACACUUGGGCGGCACUCCCCCUAUCGCACACUGGAGCCAGUGCGUCCUCCAGUGGUACCAAAUGAUUACGUACCUAGCCCAACCCGUAAUAUGGCUCCCUCGCAGCAGAGCCCUGUGAGGACAGCUUCUGUGAAUCAAAGAAAUCGAACUUACAGCAGCAGUGGGAGUAGUGGAGGAAGCCACCCAAGUAGUCGGAGCAGCAGUCGGGAGAACAGUGGAAGUGGGAGUGUGGGCGUUCCUAUCGCUGUUCCUACUCCAUCUCCUCCCAGCGUCUUCCCAGCCCCCGCUGGCUCUGCUGGCACUCCUCCCCUUCCUGCUACUUCUGCAUCUGUCCCUACUCCUCUUGUUCCUGCUACUGUCCCUUCCUCCACUGCCCCAGAUGCUGCUGCUGGGGGUGCACAGACCCUUGCUGAUGGCUUCACUUCUCCAACUCCCCCUGUUAUUUCUUCCAAUCCCCCUACAGGUCAUCCCGUUCAGUUCUACAGCAUGAAUAGGCCUGCCUCUCGCCAUACACCACCAACAAUAGGGGGCUCAUUGCCCUAUAGACGGCCUCCUUCCAUAACUUCACAGACAAGCCUUCAGAGUCAGAUGAAUGGAGGCCCCUUUUAUAACCAGAAUCCAGGAUGUGAUGUCCGGGCAGCGGGCUCCCUUGCUGCUGUCCUGCGCCAUGUGCUGUGUUCACAGCUGCAGCUGCCAUCUUGCUCCCACUCUGCUCACUGUCUCCCAGCAGCAUGUGGGAGCACAUGUGUCACCAAUAACCCCAGUCUUCAGAGGAAGGGGUUUACUGCCAAGAAGUGUGAUUUUAUGGAAAAACCUAAAGCCUAA
Cricetulus griseus (Chinese hamster) is the source of this 1278-nucleotide messenger RNA. Lineage: Eukaryota; Metazoa; Chordata; Mammalia; Rodentia; Cricetidae. The record is from RefSeq and is a predicted model, not a curated record.